AUGUCUACCGGUGUGCCGGACUCGGCCGGAUCCUCCUCCCAUGGAAUAAGAAGACGCACAGCGCACGGACUAGCGAAACGCUCGGCGGCAUCGGCGGCGGCGGCUACAGCGACCUCGGCAUCGGCCUCGGAAGCGGAAGCGGCGGUGGCCGCGCUGGCCUCGAUGAUGGAACCCCCGGCCAGUAUCAUUAUGAAGGCUGCAGCGGCGGCGGCGGCAGCGGCAGCUGCGGCGGCCUCCGGCUCAGCCACUGCCAAGGAAGAGCCCGACUGUGGUGACAUGAACGAUAGGGUUGCGUCCUCGGUGGACUCCAGCAUGGACAGCAGUGCUCUCGCCAGCUGCCUCUCGAGCACGAUGUCGUCGCUGCGCAGCGCCACCCACGGUGGCUCCGGAACUGGCGGGGGGCGAGGAAGGGGAUCGGCGGCUGGGGGCGGUGGCGAGGGCGGGCCCGACGGAGGCAACAUGAGCGGCGGAGACGACAAUCUGUCGGACAACUCGGAAUCGACAACGGGCGCGACGACGACCAGCUCAUCGAGCGUCGCUGCGGCGCAGCUGCUGGAAAACCUCAAACACAACCUCAACCACCACAACCACCACCACCAUCACAACAACAACAACAACACCAGUGCAAUCAACAACAACAACCCGCUGCACGUAAACAACAACAACAACGGCAACGGCAACGGCAACCGGAAGCUGUUCGAGUGCGACGUUUGCAAUAUGAAGUUCUCGAACGGGGCGAACAUGCGGCGGCACAAGAUGCGCCACACGGGCGUGAAGCCGUACGAGUGUCGCGUGUGCCAGAAGCGCUUCUUCCGGAAGGACCACCUGGCCGAGCACUUCACGACGCACACGAAAACGCUACCCUACCACUGCCCGAUCUGCAACCGAGGCUUCCAGCGGCAGAUCGCGAUGCGGGCGCACUUCCAGAACGAGCACGUCGGCCAGCACGAUCUCGUGAAGACGUGCCCGCUGUGCAGCUACCGGGCGGGGACGAUGAAGUCGCUGCGGGUGCACUUCUUCAACCGGCACGGCAUCGACUUGGACAACCCGGGCCCGGGUACGCCGUCGUCGCUGCUGCUCGCCCUGGACCAGCACAACCCGGCGAACCUGCUGCCGGCGGCCCUGGCCGCCAUGAACGCCGUCAGCGCGUCCUUCGGCGACGGCAGCUCCGCGACGGGCGUCGACUCGAUGCAGCGCUCGAUCGACAACGGCACGCCACCGAUGCACUUCCUGACGCCGCACGUCGAGAUCUCGAUGGCCGACAACGCCGAAGACGAUGACAACAGUAUGCCGUUGAACUGCAGCCGGGACGGGCCGGGUGGAGGUGGUGGUAGCGGGGAGCGCCUUGGGGGACCCCAGGAGAUGCAGCAGGGCGGCCGGUCACACAACGGCACGCCGAUGAUGCUGGCGAACGGUCCGAGCCCCGGCGGCAGUAGCAACGGGAACAACGACCGCAGCACCCCCACCACCUCCUGCUCCUCCGCCACGAUCUCGUCCGGGCUGGACAUCAAGGCCAUCGUGCGGACCUCGAACGGCAGCACGACGCAGGGCGUGGUGGCGUCGUCCGCCUCGCCGGUCGGUUCCCCGCACUCGGCCGACUCCAAUGCACCCUCCAGCUCCCACUCUUCGUCGUCGUCGUCCACCAAUGCAACGAUGCUUCCGACACUAGUACAAAGCUCAAGGCAUAUUAUUUUUGAUAACCCUAUUACACCAUCGAUAAGCUUAAUACCCAUUAAACAGGAGCCAAUGACAAACGAUGAGUACAACGACACCAAACCACGAAGCAACAGUAGCGCGGAGGCAACGACGUCUAACAGCAUCAGCAAUUCCACUGAGAAUGUUACCCCAUCGUCCAGUUUGACUUCCUUGAUAAAGGUAUCACCUCUGAAGUCGUUACUCCGAGAAGAUCUAAAACGUCGAAUUUCGGCACGUGCUACAACACGUGCGACGCGCAACGGAAUGCUAGCAAGCAGUUCGCCGGUUCCAGCCAGCAGUCCGAUUCCAAACAGCUCUAAUGCGCUUGUAGGAGCAGCUCAGGAAAGCGGCAACGGGUGUAGCAACAGUUCCACUAGUUCGAGCAGCAGCUCGAGCAGUAGCUCCAGCAGCAGCAGCAGCAGUGCAGCCGCCAUUGCCGCGGCAACUACCUCAAACGGUACAAUAACCUCUACCGGCCAGGAAACGGAGCUGCUGCUCUCGCUCACAUCGAAGUCAAAGCGCCACCUACAGUGUCUGUUCUGUGGCAUCGAGUUCCCGGAUCAGACCCUCUACUUCCUGCACAAAGGAUGCCACAGUGAGAGCAAUCCGUGGAAAUGCAAUAUCUGCGGCGAGCAGAUGAACAACGUGUACGAGUUCAACUCACAUCUGCUCAGUAAAAGCCAUCAAUGA
Messenger RNA from Anopheles coustani, 2385 nucleotides. RefSeq names its product zinc finger protein 236-like. The coding region runs from base 1 to 2385 and encodes 794 amino acids. Gene Ontology annotation, biological process: regulation of transcription by RNA polymerase II. The record is from RefSeq and is a predicted model, not a curated record. NCBI's taxonomy places the organism in Eukaryota, Metazoa, Arthropoda, Insecta, Diptera, Culicidae. Gene Ontology annotation, molecular function: RNA polymerase II cis-regulatory region sequence-specific DNA binding; DNA-binding transcription factor activity. The transcript has 3 exons.